AUGCGCUUCUCAACACUCGCUGUAUUCUUUGCUUGUGCUCUUGUAGUUUCAGUGAGUUUGAAACUCGGAAAAAUUUAGAAAUUUGAUUAAAUUUUCAGAGCAGCGUUCUUCGUGAGAAGAGACAAUGUGGAUGUCAAGCACUUCAGCAAUCACAAUGUUCAUGCCAACAAGUUCAACAAACUCAAUCAUGCUCAUGCCAAUCUGCUCCAGUUGCUACACAAUCUUCAUCGUGCUCUUGCGCUCAACAACAAACCCAACAAACUCAAACUAUUCAGGUAAUCUAUGAUAAUUAAAAAUAUGAAAUGAGACCUUAUCUCAGAUCUGUAGAACAAAAGAGAUUGAUUUUCUAUUUGUUACUAAUAUUUUGCUGAAUUCCAGGUCCAAUCUAGCCAAUGUGCUCCAGCUUGUCAACAAAGUUGCUCACAACAAUGCCAAUCAAGCCCUUCCGUAUCACAAUGCCAACCACAAUGCCAACAACAGUGCCAAUCUCAAUGCACCCCAAUGUACAAUCCAACAACUUCAACAACCACAACCACAACUACACAAGCCCCAGUUUAUUACACUCAAGCUUGCCAACCAGUGUGCCAACAACAGUGCCAAUCCUCGUGUGUUGCUCAACAACAACCAGUUGCCCAAUGCCAACCACAAUGCCAACAACAAUGCAACGUUGCAUGUGAUUCACCAUCUACCACCACAACUACAACUACCCAAGCUCCACAAAUUAUCCAAAUCCAAUUGGAAAUCCAAGCUCAAUGUCAACCAGCUUGUCAACAACAAUGCCAAUCGUCGUGUGAUACCCAACAACAACAACCAGCCGCUCAGUGUAAUCAAGCUUGUAAUUCGCAAUGCUCAAAUGCUUGCCAACAAGUUUCUCAACAAGUUCAAACCGCAUACAAUCCAUACCAAACAACCCAAACCAGCACUGUUGCACCAAUGUAUGAUCCAUACAACAAUCAACAACAACAACAACAACAAUCAAACUGUGCUUCAGCUUGUCAACCAGCUUGUGAUACAUCUUGCACAUCUCAACAAACUCCAACAAUUGCUCCAAUGUACAAUCCAUAUCAAGAUACUACAACUGAAUCUGCUCCAUCUCAACAAGUUAUUCAAAUUGUUUUGCAAACUUCAGUUGCUCAAUCUUCUCAAUGUACUCCACAAUGUGAAUCUUCGUGCCAAAAUCAAUGUGUUGCUCAACAACAACCAGCUUCACAAUGUCAAUCAGCUUGCCAAUCUUCAUGUUCUUCAUCUUGCCAAGCUGCUCAACCAGCUACAGUUGCAUGUGAUCAAUCGAAUACUUCAUCAAAUUCUUGCUCAUGUCAAUCAAACUAUUCUCCAUGUGGAAAUGGACAAUGUUGUCGCAGAAAGUAA
Molecule: messenger RNA, 1368 nt
Organism: Caenorhabditis angaria
Lineage: Eukaryota; Metazoa; Nematoda; Chromadorea; Rhabditida; Rhabditidae
Source: the annotation of a GenBank genome assembly